This is a messenger RNA of Phycomyces blakesleeanus NRRL 1555(-), 258 nucleotides long. RefSeq lists its product as hypothetical. NCBI's taxonomy places the organism in Eukaryota, Fungi, Mucoromycota, Mucoromycetes, Mucorales, Phycomycetaceae. The record is from RefSeq and is a predicted model, not a curated record. The transcript has a single exon. The annotation marks the transcript as partial.
AAGGAGCUAAAGGACCAAAGUGGCGUAUUGUUUGUGGAUGAACCUUGUUUAUUGAUGCUAACAAUGAACAUCGACUGGUUCCAGCCAUUUGAUGACAUUACAUAUUCAACUGGAGCUAUCUACCUUGCAAUAAAUAACUUGCCUCGUGAGGAAAGAUUUAAGCCUGAAAAUGUCAUCCUUGUUGGUUUGAUGCCUGGUCCUAAGGAACCAAAGACCAAAGAGAUCAACCACUAUUUAAAGCCAAUAGUCGAUAAAUUG